This is a messenger RNA of Linum tenue, 572 nucleotides long. The record is from the annotation of a GenBank genome assembly. NCBI's taxonomy places the organism in Eukaryota, Viridiplantae, Streptophyta, Magnoliopsida, Malpighiales, Linaceae.
UAUUAAAAAUAAAAAUAAAAUUUCAUUCGCCACAACAAGAUCAUAAUAUGUCCCCGAACUUCCCCUGUUUCUGGGCUCGUCUCUGUUUGCUCCUCUCCCACCUCUUUCGAUCCUCUCUCAAGCUCAUCUUCCGAUUCCAUGAAGUUGAGAAUGGAGGGAAUUCCGAGGAUAAGAAGGAGGAGGACGAUUACUCGGCUGUAAUUCGUGAACAGGAAGAUGAUUGCGAUGGGUGUACGUAUGGCGGAUUGGAGAAGACUGGUGCUGAAUUGGACACAACUGUUCCAUCGGUGCAAAGUGGUAGUAAUAAGUAUGAGUUCGUCUUGUCUGGGGAAAUGAUGACCGGAUUCAUGGAAGAGCCCAGGGUUUUGAAGUUCACGGUCUGUGAGCAGAUUAGCGAUGAUGAACGAUUCGAAUCCUGCAAUGAGAAGAAUUUCCAUGGAGAUGAAUUCGAUGCAGAGAAUGGUUGGGACUUCUUCGAUCGUGCCCUGAUCGAGAAGCUAAUGGAGGCUCAGAAACGCUACGCAAAAUUCAUUUAUGAAGAUGAUGAUGAUGAUACUAUUGAUAGUCCAGUG